Fimicolochytrium jonesii is the source of this 684-nucleotide messenger RNA. RefSeq lists its product as uncharacterized. Gene Ontology annotation, molecular function: DNA binding. Gene Ontology annotation, biological process: sister chromatid cohesion. The transcript has 2 exons. Gene Ontology annotation, cellular component: cohesin complex; nucleus. The record is from RefSeq and is a predicted model, not a curated record. The coding region runs from base 204 to 548 and encodes 114 amino acids. Lineage: Eukaryota; Fungi; Chytridiomycota; Chytridiomycetes; Spizellomycetales; Powellomycetaceae.
GAUCGAGAAACUGCAUGCAGACAAGUUUUCGAUCUACCGAAGAUGUAAAUUGGAGGAGAUCGACUUACCGCUACUGGAAGGCUCGCUCGCCGACUUGUCACUAGACCAUACGGAGGUAUGUUUCUCACAUUUCUCUGUUGUCGCCAACUUUCCACUGAUUUGUUGCUUGGGUCUUAUAGGGAGCGGAGAGAGACGAGGAUGACAUGGAAACAGACCAGGACAUGGGUACUCAAAACUCGCGGGCCCGGGUCGAAGGAAUCAAAGUGGAUUUCUCCAGUCUGAAAGCGGCAUACAAAGAGGAUGGCUCUGACGAGAUGGACACCGAUUUCCAAGACCUAAUACGGAACCUGACCAACGAAAUCGAGAAACUAGCUCCCAACAUGCGCGCGAUCGAUAAACUUGACGAGGUUGAGGGGAAAUUGAAAGAUACGGCGAUUGAGUUCGACAAUGCGCGGAAGGAAGCUAAGGCUGCUAAGGAUGCGUUUGUCAAGAUCAAGCAGGAGAGGUAUGAGCUGGCGUUUGUGAAUGGUUCUUUGGUGAUGAGUUAACCAGGUGGAGCCGACACUAUUGGGAUUACUCGUAGAUAUGACAGGUUCAAUGCGGCGUAUACCCACAUUGCGGAGCAGAUUGACCCAAUAUAUAAAGAGCUUACGCGAUCGAAAACCUUCCCACUGGGUGGAACGG